Messenger RNA from Eruca vesicaria subsp. sativa (arugula), 1072 nucleotides. Lineage: Eukaryota; Viridiplantae; Streptophyta; Magnoliopsida; Brassicales; Brassicaceae. The record is from the annotation of a GenBank genome assembly.
CUCUUUCCUCUUUCCGUUGUUCCACGCUCUCUGUUUCGGGUUUUCGCCUUUUUUUCACAUUCUCUAGAUUUUUUUUUAUCUAAUUAUAUAAAUACUUUUUCAAAUUUCCUUCCGUUUUUGGAGAUUUCUCUAACUCGAGCUUUCCUCAAAAGCUAGGGUUUUAACGUUUUGGGGAUUUUGUUAGUUCUCUGUGUUUUACCUACUCUUUAGGGUUUCUCCGGUGAUUAUCGUCGGAAGUCAGAAUAUCUCCGGCGAUAUGGCUUCUAGUAUACCGAUGAGUCCUCAAUUGGAGCAGAUCCAUGGCGAAAUCCGUGACCACUUCCGAGCCCUCGCGAAUGGUUUCCAGAGGUUGGAUAAGAUGAAGGAUUCAACUAGACAAAGCAAGCAACUUGAAGAACUCACUGAGAAGAUGAGAGACUGUAAAAGGUUGGUAAAGGACUUUGACCGUGAACUCAAAGAUGAGGAAGCUACAAUUCCUCCUGAAGUUAAUAAGCAAUUGAAUGAUGAGAAACAAUCUAUGAUUAAGGAACUCAAUUCUUAUGUUGCACUAAGGAAAACGUACAUGAGUACCCUUGGAAACAAGAAGAUUGAACUUUUUGACAUGGGAGCUGGUCCCAGCGCCGAACCUACAGCUGACGAAAAUGUUCAAGUGGCUUCAGCUAUGUCAAACCAGGAGCUUGUUGAUACUGGAAUGAAAAGAAUGGAUGAGACUGAUCAGGCCAUUGAACGCUCAAAACAGGUUGUAGAACAAACAAUGGAAGUUGGAACUCAAACUGCAGCUAAUUUAAAGGGACAGACGGAUCAAAUGGGACGCGUUGUUAACCACUUAGACACGAUUCAGUUCUCUAUCAAGAAGGCCUCCCAGCUUGUGAAAGAGAUAGGGAGACAGGUGGCUACGGAUAAAUGCAUAAUGAUGUUUCUGUUUCUCAUUGUAUGCGGUGUGAUAGCCAUUAUCGUGGUGAAGAUCGUACACCCGAAUAACAAGGACAUUAGGGACAUCCCAGGAUUAGCUCCUCCAGCGCAAUCGAGGAAGCUACUGUACUUGAGGAAUCCAGAGUACAUGCGAAGAUAG